AUGGAAGACGAACUAUUAGAUGAAACACAACAUGGAGGUAAAGUGGCGUUAGAAUUUGUCCAGAAAAAGCGAUUCUCAUCCAAAAUCUAUGCGGCUAUCGUGGUUUUUGUAAUAGCAGUAAUUUUAAUAGCAGUCUUAAUCACUCUCUUUGCUACCGGUAUCAUCGGCGGCAACAAGGCUCAAACUCCAACCAAUGUAACCAAUGUUACUAUCAAUGGUGUACCAGGAGAACGCUGGGAUUAUGUCACCGUUCGACCUGGAGCGCAUAUGUUCUACAUGUUUUAUGGCUCAACAAAGACAACACCUUCACGCGAUCAGUUGCCUUUAAUCCUAUGGUUGCAAGGUGGUCCGGGUGGAUCGUCCACUGGAUUUGGUAACUUUGCAGAAAUUGGCCCGUUAGAUAUUAAUCUGAAGCCAAGGAAAUCUACUUGGCUAUCGCGAGCCAACUUAUUGUUUAUAGAUAAUCCUGUAGGUACUGGAUGGAGUUACGUUGAUAAUUCCUCCUUGUAUACCACCGAUGUGGAUCAAAUUGCUUCCGAUCUCGUCGUAGCUAUCAAAGUUAUAUUCAAUCAAAUUCCUAAAAUGAGAAAAGUACCAUUCUAUAUUUUUGCUGAGUCGUAUGGUGGAAAGAUGACUGUAGCAUUUGCAAUCCAAUUGAAAAAGGCUAUUGCUUCCAAUAGUAUUCAAUGCAAUUUUCAUGGAGUAGCCCUUGGAGAUUCAUGGAUAUCACCUUAUGACUAUGUUAACACUUGGGGACCAUACUUAUUUGCUUUAUCGUUAUUGGAUAAGAAGGAAGAAAAAUCGGUCCAAUAUUACUCAUCCUCUAUUGCACAAGCAAUGAAAAAUCAACAGUAUCAAAAUGCUACUAAUUUGUGGCGAUCAGCAGAACGAUACAUAGAAUUGGUAACUGGGAAUGUCAAUUUUUACAAUGUUUUAUCGCAUCGCUACCGUUUCUCCUCUAAAAAACGAGAGCAGUCGGAACAAGAAAAACUUGAAGCUUAUUAUCAUUCUAGAGUUCGCCGAUCAUCGGGGCGCACACUUUCUUCAGUCAUGAAUAGUGACGUCAGGAAAAUGUUAGGAAGUAUCAUUCCUUCUAAUGUUGUAUGGGGUGGCCAAGCAAAUCAAGUCUUUGCAUAUCAAGAAAUUGAUUUUAUGAAGCCAGUGAUUGAUAGAGUAGAUGAGUUGUUAAAUAUGAAUGUUACUGUUGCCGUCUAUAACGGCCAAUUAGACGUUAUAUGCGAUACCUUGGGUACGGAAGCUUGGAUGGCAAAAUUAAAAUGGAAAAAUUUGCAAAACUUCCAAAGUGCUAAGAAGCACAUUAUGAAAUUAAGCAACAAAUCAGUUGCUGGCUUUUAUAAAAAAUUCAAUAAUCUGUCCUUAUUUUGGAUACUGAAAGCUGGUCAUAUGGUACCAAUUGAUGCACCUGACGCUGCACUACAAAUGGUAGAUACCAUACUCACAUUUUAA
Trichoplax adhaerens is the source of this 1467-nucleotide messenger RNA. RefSeq lists its product as uncharacterized. The record is from RefSeq and is a predicted model, not a curated record. Gene Ontology annotation, biological process: proteolysis. Lineage: Eukaryota; Metazoa; Placozoa; Uniplacotomia; Trichoplacea; Trichoplacidae. Gene Ontology annotation, molecular function: serine-type carboxypeptidase activity. The coding region runs from base 1 to 1467 and encodes 488 amino acids. The transcript has a single exon.